Molecule: messenger RNA, 1581 nt
Organism: Armigeres subalbatus
Lineage: Eukaryota; Metazoa; Arthropoda; Insecta; Diptera; Culicidae
Exons: 3
Coding region: 1-1581 (526 amino acids)
Biological process (GO): proteolysis
Molecular function (GO): aspartic-type endopeptidase activity; zinc ion binding; nucleic acid binding
Source: RefSeq, a predicted model, not a curated record
AUGCCUCGUGCGGGAAAAUAUGUUCGUGCACCGCUCUCCGCAACCUGUGUCGACGUUGAAGAUUUGUCCUCCGAUGAAGCAGAAGCCGGAAGAUUUGUGCGUGCGCCUCAAGAUCCUCGAUCCAAUGCCGAAGAAGACCAGUUUGCUCAUUAUUCGUCCAUUGUGCCAGAUUACCAAAAGCGUUUAGAAGUGCGAGUACAUGAAUUGGAAAAUGAAUUGAGCAGCCUCCGUCGGCACUCACGUGAAGAAUACGCAGAUGAGGUUAGCUUUCCAACAAUCCCGUAUAUCGAGCCGCCCAAGCCAUCAGUCCCUUCCACAAACGGGGGUGUCAUUCGUUGGGACAACAUCAAGCCCUUCCCGAAGAAUGUAGCUGCGACCAAGAUAAGUGUUGGGGGUGAAGAUUACUACCUGAAAUUCGUAAGUAACAUUGAUAAAUACCUCAAAGAUAUGACGGAUCCCGCCGCAGAGCACGAAGACUUUUCAAAAAUGUGCCAGGAAGAGGGUGAAUCAGCAGUGAAGUUUCAUGCUCGCCUUACGGAAAAGGUUCUCCUGUGCGGUUACAGUCCAGCGGAUCAGGAUCGAUUCGUUCGAACCCAACUUUUGAGAGGCCUUCGUAACCAGGAGUUGAAAAAAGCAGCAAGAACAUACGGCCAUGAUUCCAACACAAUUGUACAGGCGGCUACGCGGGCUGAAGCAUUCCAAGCGGAGAUGACCUCCAAAGAGGAAUUAAGUGCACUUGCAAUAAGCAGCAGCAGGUUCAGAGGCUCGGAGAUCCAGCAUAAGCGUGAGCCAGGUGUUCAACAACCAGUCCGUCAUCCAACGAAGCGAUUCAAUUCUGGCAGAACACAUCCUUAUCAGCAACGACCAAGUGCCAGCCGUCGUUAUAGAUGUUCAAGAUGCUUCAGACCAUCACAUGGAGGAAGAGAAUGCCCAGCUAUGAGGAAAAAUUGUAAUGCAUGUGGUCAACGUGGCCAUUUCGCAGCAGCUUGUCGUGCAGAAUCAGUAAGCAUGGUAAAGGAUGGGAACGGAGCGAUUCCUAAGGACGAAAAUCAUGGAGAACAGCAUAUCAAUGCUUUGUCCCUUCAGGAUGUGCUUGUAGAUUGUCGCAUUGGUCAGUCCAGUCCUAUUAAAUUCCUAAUCGAUUCUGGUGCAGACGUAAACGUCAUUGGUGGCGCAGAUUGGGAUAGGCUGGAAAAGCAGUUUGAGUCGGGGAUGGCUUUCUUUACACAUAAUACAACUCCGCAUAAUACUUCUAUUCGAGCAUACGCUGCGAAUAAGCCAAUGCAUGUAACAUGUAGCUUCAGGGCUACAGUAGAGGUGAUCGGGUUCGAUAAACCAGUAGUUGCAGCUGAGUUUCUGGUCGUAGAGGAAGGAAGAAGUUCACUUUUGGGAAGAGCAACGGCUAGCGACAUGGGUUUGCUGAAAGUAGGCGAAAUGGUCAAUGCUUGUGAAGAAUCCUCAAUAUUUCCGAGAAUGCCUGAUGUGAAAAUCAAAUUUAGUGUUGAUUGUUCCGUUCCACCGGUACGCAAUGCGUACUACAACAUUCCUGCUGCUUACCGAGAGGAGCACGUCGGCGACUAG